Messenger RNA from Myxocyprinus asiaticus (Chinese sucker), 2802 nucleotides. RefSeq names its product E3 ubiquitin-protein ligase SH3RF3-like. Lineage: Eukaryota; Metazoa; Chordata; Actinopteri; Cypriniformes; Catostomidae. The coding region runs from base 87 to 2522 and encodes 811 amino acids. Gene Ontology annotation, molecular function: metal ion binding; protein binding. The transcript has 10 exons. The record is from RefSeq and is a predicted model, not a curated record.
CAGUAUGUCUCUAACCGUUCCCGGUACAUUAUUAUCAUCAUCAUCAUCAUCGCAAGUUGAUCGCUGUCGCCUGUUCUAGAAGAAACAUGGACGAGUCGUCGCUGUUGGAUCUACUGGAGUGUUCGGUGUGUCUGGAGCGGCUGGACGCGAGCGCACGAGUGUUACCCUGUCAGCACACGUUCUGCCGCCGCUGCCUCGAGAACAUCGUGCGCUCCCGACACGAGCUCCGCUGCCCGGAGUGCCGCAUCCUGGUGGACUGCGCCGUCGACGAGCUGCCGGCCAACAUCCUGCUGGUCCGGUUACUGGACGGGAUUAAACAGCGACCGUGGAACGGCGGAGACAGAGCGUCGCCCCCGGGGACAGCGGUGAGGGACCUGCCCGUCGCCACACGGAGCUCUCCGGUCAAGAAUGUUCCUCAGCUGCCGUGUGGAAAAGCGCUUUACAGCUACGAGGGUAAAGAACCCGGAGACCUCAAGUUCAACAAAGGUGACUUCAUCAUACUGCGUCGAAAGGUGGAUGAGAACUGGUAUCACGGCGAGUUGAACGGCAGUCAUGGUUUCCUGCCAGCGAGCUACAUUCAGUGCAUCAGACCGCUGUCACAAACUCCUCCUCAGGGCAAAGCGCUGUACGACUUUGAGGUUAAAGACAAAGACCAGGAUAAAGACUGCUUGACCUUCACCAAGGACGAAAUUCUGACUGUCAUACGACGAGUGGACGAUAACUGGGCAGAAGGCAUGCUGGGAGAUAAGAUUGGCAUUUUUCCAAUCUUAUAUGUUGAGUUAAAUGAGACGGCUAAGCAACUGAUGGAGAUGGACAAACCAUCACCGAUACCAGGCCCGAGUACUGACCCGGGUUCCCCCGCGGCCGGCUCAAGUUCUGGUCCCAGCACGGCUGUGAGCUGUAACGGAAAUGGGUCAGGCAGCACGGGCAUCCACCGGCACAUUGAAGGCAAGAAGAACACAAAGAAGCGGCACUCGUUUACGGCAUUGAGUAUGACGCAGCGUUCGGCGCAGGUGCUGGGAAACAACAGACACUCGAUGGAGAUCAGUGCACCUGUUCUCAUCAGCUCGUCUGACCCACGAGCUGCAGCGCGUAUAGGAGAAGGUCCGCAUCUCUCCUCCAGCGCACCAACGUCACAGGUACUGUUUCCUCCUCGCAUCACUUCUGCAUCAGGAGAGCUGCUCGCUACUGCUAAAGUCCAGCUGCCUCUCAACAUCUAUCUGGCGAUGUACGCGUACAAGCCUCAGAAAGCCGAUGAGCUGGAGUUGAGGAAGGGCGAGAUGUACCGCGUCAUGGAGAAGUGUCAGGACGGAUGGUUUAAGGGAACGUCGCUUCGCUCUGGAGCGUCUGGAGUUUUCCCAGGAAACUAUGUCACGCCCGUCUCCAGCAGGGCUCCGUUUGCAGUCGGGCAGACGCGUGCAUGUCUUUCAGGAGCGGCUCAGGCGUCUAAGGUGAACUCUGGAUCUCCGGGCUCCACGGGGCCCUCGAGUCCCGUUUUGUUGGCAUCUGCAUCUCGAUCCAGCACGCCGCUGCCCAGCCCGUCCUCACCGCAGCUGCAGCAUGCAGCCGUCCACCUGAAGAACUGUCUGCGCCUGUCCAGUCAGCAAACUGUCAAUCAAGCACGCUCCGCCAUGCAGUUAGUUCACAGUCCUCCGGCGAGCAGCAGCCCUGAACGCCCCACCGCAUCCAUCACGCCCCUCAGACCGCACGCCAGUCCCUCGCGCUCCCCGGGCCCCGCGGCAGGACGGCCCCUCUCGAUGGUGGCGGUUCCUCAGACACAUUCUUCCCUGCAGUCUGGGUCACUUUCUCCAGCGUCAGUACGGGCACUCAUACCGCUCAGCUCCGCCGCGGCUGCCAUCACCCCGCCGAAUGUCACCGCAGCUCAUUUGAAUGGAGGAGACCCGUCCGUCUGCCCGCUGCAGCCCUCCUCACCUGCACAUGCGCAGGGUGCAGUCGCAAGCCUCCCUAAACUCGACGAAAAGAAGGUAGAAAAGAAGGAGAAGAAGAGCAGUGGUCUACUGAAGCUUCUCUCUGGUGCUGCAGCGAAAAAGAAAUCCCGCUCGCUGCCGUCCGUCUCCCCGACGCAUGACGCUCGUUCCCCGGCCAUCGAGCCCUCUGUCUCCUCCUCCGUUCAGGGUGCAAUGGCUCCAGAGCUGCGGUCUGCAGGCGGUCACGGCCGGGCGGGGUCGUGUCCCAUUGAGAGCGAGAUGCAGGGGGCCAUGAGCAUCGAGCCGCUCCACAGGAAGUCAGGCUCACUGGACCUGAACUUCUCUGUGUCUCCACCAGCACGUCAGCUCUGCUCGUCAUCGCCGCUCGCCAUCAGACCUGAACCCAAGCCAUUAUCCAGAGAGAGGUAUCGCGUGGUGGUGCCGUACCCGCCUCAGAGCGAAGCAGAGAUCGAGCUGAAGGAGGGCGACAUCGUGUUUGUGCACAAGAAGCGAGAGGACGGCUGGUUUAAAGGAACAUUACAGCGCACCGGACGAACGGGACUCUUUCCCAGCAGCUUCGUGGAGAGUUUUUAGGUGAGGAACAUCAGCCAGCAAACACAUCUCGGGGGAGUCGCACACCUGAAAGAUCUCAUGGUCCAAAAAAUCCAAACAGAGGCGAAGAUGUCACUUGGGUGCAUUUAAAGAAAAACGAUUGAAUUAAUUCAUUAGCUGCUCAAAAAACAAGCACAUUUACUGCCAUUCUCCUCAUAGAUCUGUUAGGAAAGCCCUUUGUGUUGUGGUUUUCCCAAAUUCUGCCUCACAAAACACAAACACUACUUUUCCACUGAAACGGUGCCGGUGUUCAGCUAGUGUU